AUGUCGGCUGCAACUUCGAUUCUCAGCUCGGGCUCCGAGAAGCUGGAUGCAUGGACUCGACGAGCUCAACCCAAGGUGGAAAUUGAUCUGGCUGGACAAAAGCAGGGUCAUGUCAAUUCAUAUACCACCGGAGAGAGCGUCGAGGGCAUUGUAAACAUUACUGCGGAACAUGAUACACGAUUCGAGGAAGUGGAGAUUGUGUUAGAAGGACGAUCUCGUACUACGGUAGAACGAGCAUCAUGCCCCGGCCGCACCGGGUCACAACAGAUGUUCCUGAAGUUGCGCCAGCCCAUUGAGGAUGACGAAUACCCAACCCCUCGUGUGCUGGAAGGUGGCCGUUCAUACCAAUUCCCCUUCACCUUUGUCGUGCCAGACCGUCUGCUGCCUCAAGUCUGUUCCCAUACCAAGCUCAAUGAUCAUGUCGGACGCUCGCACACUAUGCUCCCACCAAGCUUGGGCGAUCCAAUGCUGGGAAGUGAUGGGAAAACCCUCAUCGAUGACUUGGCUCCCGACAUGUCGCAGGUGGCUUACAUUGUGCGAGCAUCACUUCACCAAAAGCGACACGAAGGUCAGGCAGCCAAGUCAAUUGCCGGGGUUGCCAAGAAGGUCCGCAUCAUUCCAGUCGUGGAGGAAGAGCCUCCAGUCGAGAUCUCCGAGGCCUCAUCUUUCUGCCUGCGAAAGGAGAAGACCGUCAAGCGUGGAACACUACGAAGCACGCUGGGCCGACUAGUCGCCGGAACAGCACAGCCCAAGCCGAUCCAAUUGCUGCCCCCCAGCUGCGAGCCAUCCGAUACUGUGAGCACAGUCACUACAGUAAACCUCAGAUUUGAUCCAGUAGGGAACGAAGUGCCACCCCCACUCGGCACGAUGACCAGCAAGCUUCGCUCCAGCACUUUCUACAGUGCCUCGCCCUGGGAGGACUUCCCUUGCGGAACAGGCAUGCCGUUCUCUUCAGUCGGACGUGGUCUAUACAGCGAGGCAGUCCCUCUCUCAACCAUGUGUGUCGCCUCUGCACAAUGGACCAAGCACUCACCCGACUCUCGCCGCGACUCAGCCACCUCGACAUCCUCAUCCGACUCAACGGGCCCAUCCUCCAUAUUCGCAGGCGAGACCUACUACACGGCCUCAAUCGUCAUCCCAAUCACCCUUCCCAAGAACAAGACCUUUGUCCCGACAUUCCAUUCCUGUCUCAUCUCCCGCACCUACUCUCUCGAGCUCUCCUUGACGUAUCACACUCCCGCGGCAAACAUCAUGACUCCGACCGUCUCCCUUCGCGUGCCGAUCCAAUUCACCAGCCAGAACUAUACCCAGUCUAUCAAGUCCUCCCUCGGCCUUGUGGUCACACAAGAGGAAUUGGACGAAUUCUUCCACCCUCGCAAUGUGACUUCUCCAACCAACUUUUCAAACCAAGUCAGCGAUGUUGUCAUCGAGCUCGCGCCUCCAGGCUACUCGGAGACAAUUGGCGUGGCGACUCGCUGA
This is a messenger RNA of Penicillium olsonii, 1479 nucleotides long. Lineage: Eukaryota; Fungi; Ascomycota; Eurotiomycetes; Eurotiales; Aspergillaceae. The record is from the annotation of a GenBank genome assembly.